AUGGAAAGUGGUGUUGACACGUUCUUCCGAAUCCAAUUUUUUACUGCUGGAGUCACCAACGUUGACCUCAACAUGGUCUUCACUAUGGAAGUUCUCGAGAGCUGGGACCCGUGUUACCCGAUUUUAUCACUUCACGAUGCCGGCGCACCAUUUCGACGCCAUGGAUUCUGUCGCACCCCAUUCUCAGCUCCUCUUCUUACUCGCGUUGUCUCAGUGCUCAACAUGAGUGAUCAGAUAGUGUCCUGCGUUCAUUCAAAACCAUCUGCGCAGUUCUCCACAGAUGUAGUAGUCAUUCCACGAGUUUCUGCUGAUUAUGUGUCAGUUGAGAAUAAUACGCAGAAGCGUAUGAUUCGCGAGGAGUUGGUGUCAUCUCAGGUCUACUGCCCUGAUGUCAAAAGACCUCGGUUUCGGAAUCAUGCGAGUUUCAUCUCAUGUUCAGAGGUGAGAAUAUACAGGUGCCAGGAUGCAGAUGUUAAAGAAGUGGAACCGAGAAUCAUCAACGAUUUUAUCACCAAAACUUGCCUCAGUGAGAUCUCAAUCAAAGCGAAGAGCUUCGAGAAAAAGAAUGUCUCUGUCUUGGUCUACUCGAAUCCUUCAACCGCCUACACUGAGUAA
Necator americanus (New World hookworm) is the source of this 615-nucleotide messenger RNA. RefSeq lists its product as uncharacterized. Lineage: Eukaryota; Metazoa; Nematoda; Chromadorea; Rhabditida; Ancylostomatidae. The coding region runs from base 1 to 615 and encodes 204 amino acids. The transcript has 5 exons. The record is from RefSeq and is a predicted model, not a curated record.